Molecule: messenger RNA, 1544 nt
Organism: Contarinia nasturtii (swede midge)
Lineage: Eukaryota; Metazoa; Arthropoda; Insecta; Diptera; Cecidomyiidae
Product: senecionine N-oxygenase-like
Exons: 6
Coding region: 143-1480 (445 amino acids)
Molecular function (GO): NADP binding; N,N-dimethylaniline monooxygenase activity; flavin adenine dinucleotide binding
Source: RefSeq, a predicted model, not a curated record
ACAUUUUUCUUUACUCUGACUACGAUGCGUAUAAAUACCAUUCAAGUUCGCCUAUUAAAUUAGUUAGUGGAAUUGCUUCAUCUCAAUAACUAUUUUUACAGCAAGUAUUGUUCUCAAUUCAAUUUUUGUGGGUCAUAUCAAAAUGACGGUAGUGCCAACGAUAAAAUUGUUUAUUUUUGCUUUAAUACUUGGAUUAUUCCAAACACAUGCGAUUCAAAAUGUCGCCGUGAUUGGAGCUGGUGCUGCCGGUCUUGCUAGUGCAAAACAUGCCCUUGACUAUGGAUACAAUGUAACGAUUUAUGAAAAAAGCGAAAAACUUGGUGGUGUAUGGUAUUAUACAGAGAAAACUGGCAACAAUUCUUUUGGAGUUCCCGUUCACAGUCCCAACUAUCAAGGAUUAAGAACAAAUGUACCCUAUCAAAUCAUGGAGUAUCCAGAUUUUCACUAUCCUCCCGGAACAAAAUCAUAUCCAACUGCAAAAGAAGUUUGGAAUUAUUUGGAUUCAUAUGCAAGAGAGUUCAAAUUGUCGGGUCUCAUAAAAUUGAAUCAUUUGGUUGAAAAUGUGAUACCACUUGAAAACGGCAGUUGGCGUGUAUAUGCCAAGGCGUAUCCAACCAAAACACUUGUAUCGAAAGUAUUUGAUGCGGUUCUUGUUUGUACAAAUUUGUAUUCAUAUCCAUAUACUCCAGAUAUUGAUGGCAUAAACGAUUUUAAACUCAAAAAAAUACACAGCCAUGAUUAUCGUAAAGCUGCCGAUUUCCGCGGAAAGGAAGUUCUUAUUAUUGGCGGUGGACCAAGUGGUGUAGAUAUUGCUCAAUUAAUCUCAAAGACUGCCAAACGUGUGAUGCUCAGCACAAACACAGAUAUCUUGCUAUCGGAUGAUGUACGUCAAAAAUUAUACGGCAAAAAUAGUACAUUCAAACCAGUUGUGAGACGAUUGACGUCAAAUGGAGCCGACUUUGAAGAUGGAACGUCACAAACAUUCAACGCAGUUAUCUUUGCAACAGGUUAUCGAUAUAAAUUCCCAUUUUUGAAAAAUGCUGGUAUCAAAACCGAUGACAAUUUAGUAUAUCCACUUUUCAAUCAAAUUUUAAAUGUCAACUAUCCUACGAUGGCAUUAAUUGGUAUACCAUACUUGGCGAGUUUUUACAGUUUUAGUAUGGAGGCACGUUUUGCAUUAAAAUUCAUCUCUGGAGAGUUAAAGAUGCCCACAAAAGACGAAAUGAAUUUUAAUUUUAAUGAAUUUAUUGGACAUCUAAGGGCGAAUAAUAUACCCAAAAGUAAAAGUCAUUUCUUGGGAACGUAUACCAAAAUUUACUAUGAUUAUAUUGCGAUGGUUGCAAAAAUUGAGACAAUUCCAUCAUAUUACGGUGGCGUUUAUGCAGACGCAAUUCAAAGUUUUCAUACUGAUCCGAUCGGAUUCCGCAAUUACAAAUACAUAAUUGAUGGCGAUAGUUUUGAUAAAGUAAAAGAAAAAUGACGUAAAUAAUGUAAAUAAAAAAUAAAGAGUCUUACGGAAGUAAGACGAACUGUUCCGCACAAGA